GUGCACAGGGUUAGUUAUUAACAGGUUGACUCGUGGUAAUGAGCUUCAGUCCUAGUUAGAGAGCCAGUCAUAAAGGACACAUUUGCUACGAUUUAAUUGAUUAUUAUCACAGGAUUAAAUACGAGUCGGGUUUUCUUUCCCUCCUCUGAUUAAUCGACUCACACCUAUUUUUUUUCCCGCACUACCCCCAGGAGUUUGCGCUUCCCCUUUAACUGGAGCAGAGCAGCAUGAAGGAAGAGUGAAGCGGGAUCAUGGCGGCUCCUCUCGGCCGGGACACUCUACCUGACCACUGGUCUUACGGAGUCUGCAGGGAUGGACGAGUGUUUUUCAUCAACGACCAAACUCGCAGCACCACUUGGCUCCAUCCCCGCACAGGAGAACCUGUCAACUCGGGCCACAUGAUCCGAUCAGAUUUACCGCGAGGAUGGGAGGAAGGAUUCACGACAGAAGGCGCGAGUUAUUUCAUCAACCACAACCAGAGAACCACGGCGUUCCGGCAUCCCGUGACGGGUCAGAUAUCUCCGGAGAACACGGAUUUCUUCGUGCAGGAACUAGGGAAUUCCCACAUGUCGAAGCCGGCGUCAGAGCCGCGACCCCCCAGCACGGUCAGCGAGUCCUCCGUGGGCGUCACCUCGUCCACCGUGGACGCUCCAUCAGGACUCAAGCCGCUAAGAUCCAGUGGACGAGUGCACAGCUUUGGGAAAAGAGAUCACGCCAUCAAGAGGAACCCCAACGUCCCUGUAGUGGUGAGAGGAUGGCUUUACAAGCAGGACAGUUCAGGAAUGAGGCUGUGGAAGAGGAAGUGGUUCGUGUUGUCGGAUUUCUGCCUCUUUUAUUAUAAAGACAGUCGAGAGGAGACGGUUUUGGGGAGCAUCCCACUCCCGAGCUACGUCAUCUCCCCGGUGGAGCCUGAAGACCACAUCAGCCGCAAGUUUGCCUUUAAGGCGACUCACACAGGCAUGCGCUCGUACAUUUACAGUAAGAACUCUGUGAUUGGCUCGCAGGCCGAGCACGGCGGCAUGAGGACCUACUUCUUCAGCGCGGACACGCAGGAGGACAUGAACGGCUGGAUCCGGGCCAUGAACCAGGCGGCGCUCAUGCAGAGCCACAGUUUAAAGAGAGAAACUCCCAAAUCUGAGCAACAGGCCAUGCCACAGACCAAUCACGUCCCAGGAAGCAGCAACAGCACCGCCCACGCUGAGGUCCUGCACCAAUCAGGAUGGGUGGAGGUUACGGAGCGAGAGCCCAGACAUGAGCACGAGGUAGACGCACGCCUUGAGGUCCCGGUCAAAGUUGUCUACACGGGAGAUGGAGAUGCAAACGGCGUGUCCCUGGAAUCUGGAGCUCCGCCCCGAAUCACGCCGUCUGUGACCGCUCAGAGGAACGGCGUGCACAGCGAACAGAACGGCGGUGUGACGUAUCAGAGAGUUCUCGCGCCCCGGACGGACACGGAAAAACACGUGCAGAGGAAGACGGCGCUGGCGCAGGUGGAGCACUGGGUCAAAGUUCAGAAAGGAGAGCCUAAAAGUCUAUCCAGCCAUCCUGUCUCGGAGUACACUCUCCCCAGACGCACCCCUCCCCUCCAACCCAAGCUGGUCAUGACCGAGUCCUACCAGUCUCUCCCAAAGAGCGCCCGUCGUCCGUCGGCCAGCUCGCCCCCGGUCCCCCACGACAUGCCCAGUGACUACAAGUACGCCCACGACCGCCUCAGCCACUUCCGCAUGUCCACAGACGAGCGCAUCGCCGCUAAAGAGGGCAUGGUGUGGCAGCUUUACGAGUGGCAGCAGAGGCAGCGUUUCCGCCACGGCGGUUCCGUGGUUCCACCCGCCUUCACCGUACCCGACUACGUGGACGCGUCCUCCUUCAGGGUGAUGCUGGAGGUCCCGCGCUCGGUGUCCGUGCCCCCUUCCCCAUGCGAAGUACCCCCGUCCAAACUGGCAUCACCUCGCAGACCUCACACGCCCGCGGACAGAGUGACGGUGCGACCCAUCGACGAAGUAUCGAGCGUGGACGUAGUCCGGGUCGCCUCACCGAGGCCGCUCUCCAAGCCAAUACAAAUAGACAGGAGAUCGAUGCCAACGAUGGGCUACAUCACACACACUGUCAGUGCGCCAAGCCUGCACGGGAAAACGCCGGAGGAGCUGACCCUGCUCCUCGUCCAGCUCAGGAGACACCAGGCCAUGAUGGCCGACACGUUCGCUCACCUCCACAACGACGACCUCUCGGGCCCCGCCCUUCAGGCAGAUGAUACAUACAUACAGCUGAAGAAGGACCUGGAGUAUCUUGAUUUGAAGGUCACAGGACGGGACAUGUUGAGGGACAGCAGAACUCCAAGGCCGGUUAAAAUAGCCGAAAGUGACGUGGACGUGAAGCUGAGCAGAUUGUGUGAACAAGACAAAAUCCUUCAGGAGCUGGAGAUGAGGAUCCGCACGCUCAAAGAGGACAAGGAUAAGUUGGAGUCGGUUCUGGACGUGUCCCAUCAGCAGAUGGAGCAGUACCGGGACCAGCCGGCCCACGCUGAGAAAAUCGCUUAUCAGCAGAGACUACUGCAGGAGGACGUCGUGCACAUCAGAGCUGAUAUAUCCCAAGUGUCCACAGAGAUGGAGAAGGCGUGGACGGAGUACAGCAGGUUGGAGGCGGAUGUGGAGAGACUGCGAUCGGCGUUACAGGAGCAGAUGAACCGCAGCGGCCUCACACAGGAGAAAGGCCAGCUGAAGAAGGAGCUGUGGCGCAUCGAGGAUGUGAUGGCGGGUCUGAGCUCGAGCAAAGCCAACUACAAAAUGAUCGUGGACUCGGUGCAGAACCCAGGUGAGCACGGGGCAGUCGCCCCCGCCAUCGCCCCCACGCACCGGAGCCCGGCCAGAGAGAGGAAACUCGUGCCUUCGGCGUUGUCUCCAUCUGUGCCUUCUAUCCUGGUGGGAGAACCGAGCCCGGCUCACUCGAGUCCCCUCCUCAGUCCAGUGCAGCCCAGUAUACAGACCUUCCAGUUCUCACAAACUCUACACAGACCAGUAUGGACUGAGGAAGAUGCUCCACCCAGACCUCCCCUCCCCCACCUCUACAGUCCAGAUGACCAUCCUCCGGCCGUCCCGCCGCUCCCCAAAGAGACCUCCGUCAUCCGCCACACGUCCGUCCGCGGACUCAAGCGCCAAUCUGACGAGCGCAAACGUGACCGUGAGGUCGGACACUACCCCAACGGAGACAAGAUGGAACUGCGGACGUUCCUCAGCGAACCUGAACUUCUGGGAGUCGCAGGACAGAUGAGUGGUUUGGGGCAAGAUGGAGGCUACCAGACCCUGCCAAGCAGAGGUGUGACAGGUUCUUCAUCCAGACUCCAUCAAUCCACAAGCAUCUCCUCAUACGUCACCCUGAGAAGAGGAACCGACCCCUCCAGCCUACAGGUACAGCCCGAACUGGAGAGACCAAAGAGUGCCUUGGAGCGUCUGUACUCGUCUGAAGUGGCGGCGGCGGCAGCGCAGCAGCAGCGUGGUCGCAUGAGCGCUGACGAGCAGCUGGAGAGGAUGAAGCGCCACCAGAAGGCGCUAGUGCGAGAACGCAAACGCACCCUGAGUCAGGGCGAGCGCCAGGCAUCUUCUUCUCGCCCCGCUUCAUCUUCCUCACGGCCGGUUUCCGCAGACCUGGGAUCAUGGAGGCGUGAGCAGGAGUUUGAUCUGCAGCUGUUAGAGCGAGCCGUACAGAUUGAGGAGAAGGAGAAGGUGUUGGAGCGUAAGGAGAGGCAGCGCUCACAUUCAGACGAGUGGAUCACAUUGCACUCGAACCCAUCCCGGGAACCCGACCUCGAACCGCUCGACUAUCAGCUGGAUCUCAGCAAGGAGCUGUCGAAGCCGGACAAGGUUCUCAUCCCCGAGCGAUAUUUGGACCUGGACCCCGAAGAGCCGCUUAGCCCUCAGGAAAUGGAGGCUCGACAUCGCAAAGUGGAGCGCAUAAAGAGCAUUCUGUCCAAGUCAAGCGUACAGAACAUUCCGGGUGUGGAGAAUCCGAUGCUGUCGGAUGCGGACUCGGCUCUUCAGGAUCAGGAGAGGAUCAUCACCAUGUCCUACGCUCUGGCCUCCGAGGCUUCAGUCAAGAGCAAGCAGGUGGCAGACAGAGCGAGGGAUGAGAGCUUAUAUCUCCCUCCAUACAGUAAGCCAAAGCCGUGUCCGGUCAUUGAGGUGCUAUCACACGACGAUCACUCGCUCUCCUCGAUCAGUUCUUUUCCUGGGUAACGAAACCAAACAACAACAACAACAAAAAAACAGUCUCUGAGCGUCCGUUCUUCCUUCCUUCUACAUCGUAGACGCGUUUGGACUCCCAAGAUAUCAGCGGCGGGGAUAGAAAAAAAAAGUGUCACAUCAGAAGCGAGUUUUUUUUUUUUUUUUUUUUUUUGCCUUGGAAGCUGCUGUGAUAUUAAAAGCUGAAGAUCUCUAACAGAGCUAAUAGUGCGAUAGAACAGUUCAUUUGCACUUUUGUACUCAUGCACUGCAUCAUAGAGCAAAUAGGAAACAUUUUUAGUCACCAUCCAGGCUCUCGAGGAUGAAGAAGAUGAAGAUGAUGAAGUAGAAAGUAUUACACUUUAGUAAGACAGAUGUCGGUACAGAUGUCUCGAGGUCGAUUGUAUUUUUGUUGACUGAGAUGCUAUUCUUACACCAAAAUCACAAAAUAUUAUUUUUUUGUAUCUAGUGUAUCUAUAGCACUGCCAGGUUCCACUUAGCUUGCUAAACGAGCUUUAUUUUUGCGGACACUGUUUGUUAGAUUAACGAUAUUUUUCUUGCGGAAAUCUCACAGGAGCGAGAGAUGGUACGUGGCGUCCUCUGUUUAUCUUUUUGUUUUAUA
Clarias gariepinus (North African catfish) is the source of this 4833-nucleotide messenger RNA. It is a transcript of the gene plekha7b, whose product is annotated as pleckstrin homology domain containing, family A member 7b. The record is from RefSeq and is a predicted model, not a curated record. Bases 252 to 4226 code for a protein of 1324 amino acids. The transcript has 28 exons. Lineage: Eukaryota; Metazoa; Chordata; Actinopteri; Siluriformes; Clariidae. Gene Ontology annotation, molecular function: protein binding.